Messenger RNA from Microthlaspi erraticum, 519 nucleotides. The record is from the annotation of a GenBank genome assembly. Lineage: Eukaryota; Viridiplantae; Streptophyta; Magnoliopsida; Brassicales; Brassicaceae.
AUGAAAAAGAAAGAACAAGAGUUGAGCGGCGCCUCCUUCUUCUUGGACGAUCUCCUAGGGCUUCUCUUCUCUCUCUCUCUUCUCACACGCCUCUUCUCUAUUCGAUCAAGGCCUUUGGCGCUGCUGCUCGGGCCAUUAGACACUCCAAAUCCUCCAUGGGCUUCGUUUGCUCGCUUACCGGACAUGUCUCGAGGGGGAAAUGGCUCUCCAAAUGAGGAAGGCAGUGAGGAAACUGAGAGUGAUGAGGAAGGAGAAGAGGUGAACCAAUUGGUUGAUGAAGAUGACCAAGAGGGGAACCAAGAUGAGCCAAUGGAAGAGGCUGAGGAAGACCAAGAGCACUACAAUGCUCUCUUCUCCAUGGACUUCGUGGAGACCAAGUACCCACACGAUGACACCAUGAGAGAUCUUGGUAUCUUUGAGGAUGUGGAGUUGGUGCUCAAGAACAUGCAAUUGGGGAAGUUCUUCUCUCACCGCAUGGAGUCUUACAAGGAGUCACUUGUGAGUUUUUGGCGUCGAUGA